ACCAUCCUGAAACAGGAAAAGAAUAGCCAAUGUUGAUUCAGUCUCAAAUUAUUAUUUGGAACUCUGAAUAAUGGCCAAUAACUGAUAAAUUACCGAGGCCCCAAUAUGACCCUGCCCCAUGUUAGGCUGAUAACUGCCCCAACAGUCACUAAACCACACCACCUUGGGUUCCAGCGGUGCCAGCAGGACUAUAUUUCAUAGUACACACAAGAACCACCUGUCCGCUACCUUUUACGUGUCCCACACCUGCACAUACAGUAUGUCUACUCAUCGAACGAGUGAGCGAGCAAGAGAGACGGAUUGGAUUUGUGUAUUUCAGCGCUAAAGUUAAGACAUGACCACCAUAAAACUCUGAUUAACCUACCAUAUGCAAGCAACAACAGCCAGCUAAAUAAGCCACAAUAUACUAUUAUAUAUAGAACAUCCCCAAGCAGUGCAGUAAAAGUUGGCAUUAAGCGAUGGAUCUCCUCAUUUAGAAUCAUCAUCAUAAGAACAGUUCCCUAACUAACUACUAAAGAUACUGCUAACAAUAUGCAACAAAAAGAGCAAACCAAGCUGCUACAAUAAACACUCACAAAGCCACAAUAAAAUGAAAUUGAGCCAAUACUGAAUACUGAAAUCUGAAGUUCAUUCUGCGGCUGCUUGUUACAUCAAACUUGCAGAACGGCCUCUGCAUCAAUUUCAAUAUCACGAUGGACGUUAAUCAGUGCUCCACAUCUGCAGUGUCAAUAUUGGGCAUCAAAGCACCAAACUCCUCCUUUAUCUCCUGCUCUCCUCUUGAAUCAAUACUCAUAAUGAUAGUGAGUGGAUGCAGACACAAAGACAAGGAUCUCCUGUUGCCACCAUUUUAUUUUUAUGAUUUAAAAAAAAAUAAAUAAAUAAAUAAUUCAUGGGUUCUAUGUACAAAUCUGUAACUUUUUGUUUUCUGAUCAGCGGCACCUAAACUGUUAGACUUGGCAGGAACAAUUUAUCUACUGAAUACAGGAGUGGAUGAUGAAGAUGUAGUUUACAGAAUCCUCCAGCAGAGGGAGCUGUUUCUACAGAAUACGCUUGUAAAUUAAUUCAUCACAUGGGACUCGUUAUUCAGAGCUGGUGUUUGAUGUUCACUGAAACAUAAAAUCAUCAUGAAGUGGAUUAAAUGUUUAAUGUGGAACGACGAUGGAGGUCAUCAGAUCUGAAGAGAAGAAGAAGAAUAACAUGUAGGACAGGAGAAGAAGAGGAGGAAGACAAAGAAAAAGAAAAAAAAAAGGGGAGAGUCAGAUUCAGCUUCAGCAGCUCAGACUGACUGCUGUUUGAAUCAUCGACUCUAAUCCGCCUCCUCUCAGACAGCAGGAGGAGGAGGAGGAGGUGCUGCUCUUCAGUCUCACAUCCAGCACCGAAAAGAAACAAACCAGAAGUGAAACAGGAUCCACUGACGAGAUUUAUCCCGACUUUAAAACCAAAGACCUGCUGUGAGCGCUGACGUAAAGGUCUUGGUUUCACCGAGAGGACGAGCUUCAUGUCUGGAAACUGAAGCCUUUAUGACAGAGUGAUGUUUGGAAGACAAAGUGAAGGUUAUUGAAGAAUAAAAGUUUGGAAGCAACAAACAGAUGAUGAAGCUGUGACGCAGUAUGAAUUUUGGUCAAAGACAAACUGAGGUGUGGAAGCUGAAUGUGGCGUCAGUAACAGAAGACGAUCUUUUGGGUUUUUGACCACCAGACGAAGUUUGGAAGCAGCUUCGGCUUUUAAACGCAAGAUAAAGUCUAAGUCUAAGUUUAAACAAACAGAAACUAAGGUUUGGAAGAAGCACUCUGUUUUUAUGAGCAGAAAAUAAACUUUCAAAGCUUCCAACAGAUACAAAGAUGAAGUUCACAUUUGGAAGCAGCUUCAGCUUUUUAACAAACGAGCGAUAAAGUGCGGAAGAAGCCUGAAAUUUUAACAAAGGAAGAAAUGAAAAUUGGAAAACAGUCGUCCGUGUUUUUAUCACUGGAAACAAAGUUCGGAAGCAGUCUGAGUUUUUGAGCAAACAGAAAACAGAACUUGGUCUUACCUUUCAAGAUGAAGUUUGGGAGCAGUUUUUGUAUCCUGAAUGUUGGAGGUCGCAGGUUUUCCUUCUCAGCCGAGCUGAUGAAGCGCCUCCCUCUCAGCAGACUCAGCCGGCUGCAUCUCUGCGUCUCUGAGAGCGAGCUGCUGGAGCUCUGCGACGACUACGACCGCGACAGGAACGAGUUUUUCUUCGACCGGCACUCGGAGGCCUUCAGCUUCAUCAUGCUGUACGUGCAGCACGGCAAGCUGCGCUUUGUGCCGCACAUGUGCGAGUUGUCCUUCUACAACGAGAUGCUGUACUGGGGCCUGGAGAGCUCGGACCUGCAGCCCUGCUGCCAGCGACGCCUCGACGACCGCAUGUCCGACUGCUUCGUCCACUUCUUCCCCGAGGAGGAGGCGCGGCGUCCCGAGGAGCCCCAGAGCCACUGGCUGGAGAGAAUGAGGAGGACGUUCGAGGAACCCACUUCCUCACUGGCGGCACAGAUCCUCGCCUCGGUGUCAGUGCUGUUCGUGAUCAUCUCCAUGGUGAUGCUGUGUGCUAGCACCUUACCUGACUGGAAGGCCGCGGAGACCCUGGACCAGCACAGGAUCAUCGAGGCGGUCUGUAUUGGCUGGUUCACAGCUGAGUGUAUCGUCCGUUUCCUGGUGUCUCGUGAUAAAUGUGAGUUUGUCCGUCGUCCUCUGAACAUCAUCGACCUGUUGGCCAUCACGCCGUACUACAUCUCCGUCACUGUGACGAUCCUGACGGGGGAAAACUCUCAGCUGCAGCGUGCCGGCGUCACACUGCGCAUCCUGCGCAUUAUGCGGAUCUUCUGGGUGAUCAAGCUGGCGCGUCACUUCCUGGGCCUGCAGACGCUUGGCUUGACGCUGCGGCGCUGCUACCGCGAGAUGGUUAUGUUGCUGGUCUUCAUCUGCGUCGCCAUGGCGAUCUUCAGCGCGCUAGCCCAGCUUCUGGAGCACGGCCUGGACCUGGAGGCCGGAAACGAGGACUACGCCAGCAUCCCCGCCGCCUGCUGGUGGGUCAUUAUCUCCAUGACGACGGUGGGAUACGGCGACAUGUAUCCGGUGACGGUGGCGGGCCGCGUGCUCGGCGGCCUCUGUGUGGUGAGCGGCAUCGUGCUGCUGGCGCUGCCCAUCACCUUCAUCUACCACAGCUUCGUCCAGUGUUACCAUGAGCUCAAGGUGCGCUCUGCCCGCUGCAGCCACAGCCUGUCCGCCGACUUCAUCAACUGACCGCAACGCCACCGCUGAGUUCAUCAACUGACCAAGGAUAAAUACUGUUGCCAAGGUGGAUGCAGAAUUUCCAAACAAUCAUCCUUCACAGCUGUUUACUCCUGACUGCUCCUCAGUGUUGAUGCUGAAGCGGGAAAUACUGCAGACAUCAAUAUCUUAGUCACCGAAAAAUACAAAAUGUCACAUUAGUUCCUACAAAAACAACUUAACUUCAGCUGUUUGUUUGCUGCUGCCUUCAGGUUUGUCUCAGGUUUUAGGCGCUUUAUGUUUUAUACCCACCACAAGUAUCGAGCAGUCAGUAACCUUUUAUUUUCUGUAACUUCAGAAUCAUCUCCACUGUAGUUUCAUGGACAGAUCCGUGUGAUCUGAUAGAAAUUACUGGUGAAUAGCCACGAUGUUCGGAGGUAGUUACAUAAUAAAUCUUCACUCAUUUACCUGAGUUCUUACAAAAGAAUCAGGGCAGUAGACACCCACACAGCUGUGCAGAGUCUAGUACAAAAAUCUUCAUGACUGAGAUCCAUUUAAAGUCACAUACAUAUUCAUUUAUCUGUUGGAAUCUUUAUCGGUAGAAUCGUCUAAAAUCUACAAAAAUGCAUUGAAAGUGGAUGAACUGGACACGACUCACCACCUCACAUCGACCUUUCAUCGAGCGGCUCGGCUCAGAGUUGUUUGUCACAUCAGAGGCUCCGUUUUUUUUUUUCUCCUCUGCUGCAGAGUUCAGUCCAACCAAAUCUAGGUCAUGAUGACUGCAUCAUUGUAUUUAUAUCACUGAAAUAUUUCAUUUUGAAAACCAAUACCUUUAUUCCAUCCAUCCAUCCAGGCUUGAAUUAUUACCUUCAGCAUCCCUCACAUAUUGAAUUUUAGUGUAUUGAUAAACCAUGCAUCCAGCAUUUUCCACACUUAUUUAUAAAAGAAGAAUUUGGUCACCCUAUAUGAUGAUGAAGUGGAGAUUAAAUAUAAAGUGAAAGACAUGAUCUUAUAGUAAAACAUUCUUUGUUCCGUUUUUUUUUUCCCCAACAUCUCUGACUGUUAGUAGUUUUUUCAGGCUACACAAAAAUGUCAAAGGUGUAUUAAUAAAUUUAAAUUUCACUCUUUCUGUUUACAUUCUGCCAACAUUUCCCUGUAAAUGAGCUUUUUAUUUUAUCCUGAAUUGAGAAGCACUUUGUUUAUAUUUGCAUUUUUCCUUUUACAUUUACGUUCACUCAUCUUUUAUCCAGAGUGACUCACAAGUGAGGGACACGACUGAAGCUUCAGAGCAGUAGGAGACCUUGGUGUAAGUACUACAUCUAUUCAACAAGUGCAAAGAGAGAAGGUAGAGAAGAGCGAAGUGAGUGUGAGGUAUGUGAUGAACUGGUGAUACAGCCAGUGUUAAAUAAUAAUGGUUCUAAUGUAACGUUCUGCUGCUGUUGGAGAACCUCAUCAGUACGACACAGAGGUGGAGAACCCCCUCCCCUCCUCCUCCUCCUCGUCCUCUUCCUACUCCCCCCUCCCAGGACAGACUGCACAUGUUCAGCUGUUUGUGUCUGUUUUUGUUGGACAGUUGUGGGUUAAAAUCUGUGGUGUAACUGGACACCGUCCACAGUUUCCAUGGCAACGGCAGACUCAGAGACAGGAAGUGGAAGUGUUGGAAACAUUUGGUUUUGAAAGUGAGGAUGUACGAGCUGCUGGAGUGUGAAAUGUCUCACUGGAGAAAGACACUUCUUCUUCUUCUACCAAAGCACAAUUACAUGGACUGUCCCUUUAAUCUUCAAACACUUUUUAUUCCUUCUUUUCCUCUAUCCUUUCUUUUCUUCUUCUCUAUUCUUUCUCUAUUCUUUGAUCAUCUUGAAACAUGUUAAUAAUCAUCAUCAUCACUCUUUCUUUAUUCUUCCUUUCCUUUCUGUUUCUCUUUCAUCCUUCCAUACUGUGAAAUAAAACACAUUAUAUCUG
Molecule: messenger RNA, 5187 nt
Organism: Seriola aureovittata
Lineage: Eukaryota; Metazoa; Chordata; Actinopteri; Carangiformes; Carangidae
Product: potassium voltage-gated channel subfamily G member 3-like
Exons: 3
Coding region: 2038-3258 (406 amino acids)
Biological process (GO): potassium ion transmembrane transport; protein homooligomerization
Cellular component (GO): voltage-gated potassium channel complex; membrane
Molecular function (GO): delayed rectifier potassium channel activity
Source: RefSeq, a predicted model, not a curated record